AUGCACGCACGCGCUGACGAGAGGGUGGGAGAACAGAAGGCCGGUGAAGAGAAAAGGGCUUCCGCGUCGAUGGCCUCACCGUCGAUGACCUCACCGUCGAUGACCUCACCGUCGAUGGCCUCACCGUCGGGAGGCCAGCAGCAAGCUGGCGUCGACGAGACCACGCGCCUCCUAACGCGCGACUCGAGCCAGAGCGACCAGGCCGACCAGGUGCGGCCGUCCGUUGGCGGCAAGCGGUCGAUGAGAUCGAUAUACAACCACAAUCACCACAAUCACCACGGUCAGAACCGCAGCCCGUUGCCGGAGCCGGCGGCCUCCGAGGGCGAAGCGGAAACGGUAGGUGGAAACGUGGAGGCUACUGGGCGUCAUGAGCAGCGUCCAUGGUGGAGGAGGCCGCUGGGAAAGUUCCAGUCGAUUGAGCUGGAGAACAAGGGCAGCGUCGCUCGAGAUCAUCUCGCCCUCGAACGCACCUUUCUGGCUUGGCUGCGCACGUCUCUGGCCUUUGCCUCGAUCGGCAUCGCCGUCACGCAGCUCUUCCGGCUCAACACGUCGCUCUCGGACGGCACCAGCAACAGCACGCUGCGGCGAAUGGGCAAGCCUCUCGGCGCCGCGUUCCUCAGCAUCAGCAUCCUGACGCUGCUGCUCGGUUGCCGCCGCUACUUUGUCGGCCAAGAGUGGGUGAUGAAGGGCAAGUUCCCCGCGAGCAGGGGCACCAUAAUUGUGCUUGCGCUCAUGACGCUGGCCAUCAUGAUGGCCUCGCUCGUCGUCGUCAUUGUCAUCCAUCCCAAGGAAGGCAUGGAUGAGCUGUGA
Drechmeria coniospora is the source of this 810-nucleotide messenger RNA. RefSeq lists its product as uncharacterized. Lineage: Eukaryota; Fungi; Ascomycota; Sordariomycetes; Hypocreales; Ophiocordycipitaceae. The record is from RefSeq and is a predicted model, not a curated record. The transcript is spliced from 2 exons. Bases 1 to 810 code for a protein of 269 amino acids.